Messenger RNA from Juglans microcarpa x Juglans regia, 1931 nucleotides. RefSeq lists its product as uncharacterized. The coding region runs from base 311 to 1258 and encodes 315 amino acids. Gene Ontology annotation, cellular component: chloroplast. Gene Ontology annotation, molecular function: double-stranded DNA binding. Gene Ontology annotation, biological process: regulation of DNA-templated transcription; chloroplast organization. The transcript is spliced from 3 exons. The record is from RefSeq and is a predicted model, not a curated record. NCBI's taxonomy places the organism in Eukaryota, Viridiplantae, Streptophyta, Magnoliopsida, Fagales, Juglandaceae.
AAGCCGAGCACCACUCAGCUGAAGUCCAGCAGCGCAGCCACGUCUCAAAUCCCACUAUCGAGCGCAGCACCACCACAGGUUCCUCCACGCAAGGCCCACUGCCUACCACUGCUCAGCCCACCUCAGACCACUGAAGCCGUAAACCAACCCACUUCAGCCGCACGCUUCCCUCGCUGCUCAGCCCCUUAAGUUGUGGGAAUCAGUUUCAAAACCUUUGCUGGUCUUCACGACCGCCACGUAUUCAACGAAAAGUCCAACCCAAGUUGAAAGAGUAGAAGUUGUAGACCACCCAAAAAACUCCAUUGAUGUUAUGAGGAAAUGGGGUUGUACCGAUGAUGAUGUAUCGAAGAUAAUUGUCCGCCGCCCUUCUUUACGCCGGGCCAACAUUACCCACCUUCAAUCCAAACUUAACAUGCUCAGUAGCUUGGGUAUUGAAGCUCAUGAUCUUGUGAAGAUGAUCAAUUGUCGCCCUAGGCUUCUAAGUUGUCGAAUAAAUCAUUGCUUUGAUGAGCGGCUUGAAUUUUUUAUGACAUUGUUUGAGUCAAGGGAAGUGCUUGCUAAAGCUAUUGUUAGGAACCCUUCACUCUUAACGUAUGAUUUCAAUAACAGGAUCAAGCCUGCUAUUGCGCUGUAUCAAGAGAUGGGUGUUAGUAGAAAGGACUUGAUUCCUAUGCUCCUUUCUCGGCCCACCAUGAUACCUCGAACUUCAUUUGAUGAAGAGAAAAUGGAAUAUAUUCGCAAAACUGGGAUUUCCAAGGAUUCAAAGAUGUAUAAAUAUGUUGUUACGAUCAUCGGCAUCUCACGCCAUGAAACAAUCAGUCAAAAGGUGGGAAAUUUUGAAAAGUUCGGGUUUUCAGAUGAUGAAAUCUUCAAUCUCUUUGGGAGAUCCCCCCUUAUGUUGACACUAUCAGUUGAUAAGGUACAGAGGAACAUGACUUUCAUUUUGGGCACGAUGAAGCUUUCUGCCAGUGUGGUCCUUAAGUAUCCAUUUCUAUUGUACUCUAGCUUGGAGACUGUGUUAAAGCCGCGCGUCCUUCUUGCAGGGAAGAUAGAUGACAUGGGUCUUGAUUCCCAGAUUAAGGGACCCACAAUGCUUAGGGCACUGAGGAUGACAGAGGAGAGGUUUUUAAAGGCGUUUGUCAAGUGUCACCCGAAAGAUGUUGCUGACGAAUUGUUGGAGUUCUACAAAUGCGCCAAAGGGAUCAAGCGAUUGGCAGAAGCCUCAAAGAAAAACAUUCGCGUGGGAUUCCCUUUUUGAAGUUUUGUUCACCAGCUGCACUGUUUUUAGCUGCUGGAAUCCAUUUUUGGACAGUCGUAAUCGAUUUAAACAAAUGCUUGUCGUACAUUUCAUACAAGCUGGGAAGCAGGUAAUUAACCACUAUGAAUCUCUGUUUGAAGAUAAUGGUGGAGGCAUUAUAACUCUCGCACCAAUUCUAUAUGAAACCGACUGAAAGCCACAUCCUAAUUUGAUUUACAGUGAGCAAUAUCAGGUGCUAACCAUCUGGUCACGGUUCUGGACAUUGAUUGGGACGACAUUCUCAUACGCUGGACCGCUUUAUACAGAUCAUAAGAUUGUUGAGAGGAAUUAACUACUUCAUUUGGAUGUGAAAUCUUGAUACGUGAUGGUUAGUACGAUAAUAAUGCCUGAUCUACACACCCUGGCCCAGCUUUGGGGACUUGUCAUCUCUUACUGUGCUAUCUUGUUAUCCCAUUCAGUUAUUAUUUUCUAGUGGUCUCAUGGCCUGGUGAGUCCUAUUUUUCCAGGAAGCUCCUAUCAAACUAUCUUCUACUUCCCUUUGAAAUAAGGAUAGUGUUGAGCUUGCAUCCUUGAACAAUAAAUUCUAGGGGAUGAGCGAUGACUUUUCUAAGUUUCUUUUAUCUGUUUCUUUCCAAGUUUAUAUCAUAAUAAAAAAAAAAAUGAGAUUGAUUAU